ACUAAAACUAUACGAACUAUACGUACGAAUAAGUACAGCAGUUUAUAAGAAAUAUGUUGAGUAAGGUCGUGUCGAGAAACAUAGGGAUAUUCCGUGGGUCAGUUUUUAAUGGUGUUGGAAUCAACCCCAUGGCUGUUUCUACUCGUUUUAACUCUGAUUUUACUAAGAAAUUAAAUACCAAAGAUGAAUCAAAAAAGAAGUCUAAAUCUAGUAUAAGUGAUAUAAAUGACCUUUUAAAUAGUUCCUUGGAACAUACAGAUUCUAGUCUUUUCAAAUCUAAAUCUAGUCAAUAUAUUAGUAUGGAUUUAGUACCGCAACCAAGAGAUACAGCUAAAAAGGUAAAGAUUUUAGGUCCAUCAGCUGGAAGAGCUGUUGAUGUUCAACAUAAUGGAUUAGGUAGGGCAUUUGGACAACUUCGUAGAUUGACUUUUGAUAAUAGAAUUAAACAUUUUCAAAGAGUACAGGAAAGACAUAUUCGUCCUGCAAAAUAUAGAAAACAAAAGAAGAGAGAAUGGUGGAGAAAUAAGUUCUCUGAUGGAUUUAAGGAUUUAAUGGCUCAAGUUACUGAUGCUAGAAGAAGAGGUUACUAGUUCUGGAUACAAGAAUAAGUCAUAAGUAAACCAGAAUUAUAAACAUAUCCCAUAAGGUGGAUCAUAAUUACUCAAACAUCUAUUCUAUUACCAUCCAUUGACCAUCUACUUUCCCCCCUUCUCCCCUCCCCUACAUACAUGCCUUCUUGUAUAUAUCCCCAUUCGGGUUUGUAAAUACGUUAAUACACAUUACACAUUCUAUUUUUGAUAUUUAGACCCCUUGCCUAAU
Messenger RNA from Scheffersomyces amazonensis, 819 nucleotides. RefSeq names its product mitochondrial 37S ribosomal protein bS21m. Gene Ontology annotation, biological process: translation; mitochondrial translational initiation. The transcript has a single exon. Gene Ontology annotation, molecular function: structural constituent of ribosome. The record is from RefSeq and is a predicted model, not a curated record. The coding region runs from base 54 to 590 and encodes 178 amino acids. Gene Ontology annotation, cellular component: ribosome; mitochondrial small ribosomal subunit. Lineage: Eukaryota; Fungi; Ascomycota; Pichiomycetes; Serinales; Debaryomycetaceae.